Messenger RNA from Hemiscyllium ocellatum (epaulette shark), 1431 nucleotides. RefSeq names its product gamma-aminobutyric acid type A receptor subunit beta1 (gene gabrb1). The record is from RefSeq and is a predicted model, not a curated record. Gene Ontology annotation, cellular component: membrane; neuron projection; synapse. Bases 1 to 1431 code for a protein of 476 amino acids. Gene Ontology annotation, molecular function: neurotransmitter receptor activity; extracellular ligand-gated monoatomic ion channel activity; GABA-A receptor activity. The transcript is spliced from 9 exons. Gene Ontology annotation, biological process: regulation of membrane potential; chemical synaptic transmission; signal transduction. NCBI's taxonomy places the organism in Eukaryota, Metazoa, Chordata, Chondrichthyes, Orectolobiformes, Hemiscylliidae.
AUGUGGAGAGUUCAGGACAGAGGAUGCUUCGGGAUUUUGUCGAUCCCCGUGAUGGUGGCCAUGGUUUGCUAUGCCCAGAGAGUUAACGAGUCCAACAACAUGUCAUAUGUGAAAGACACCGUGGAUAACUUGCUGAAAGGAUAUGACAUUCGAUUAAGACCAGAUUUCGGAGGUCUCCCUGUGGACGUUGGUAUGAACAUAGACAUUGCCAGCAUAGACAUGGUCUCUGAAGUCAAUAUGGAUUAUACUCUGACAAUGUACUUCCAACAAUCCUGGAGAGACAAGAGGCUUUCAUACUCUGGAAUACCUCUGAACCUCACUCUAGAUAACAGAGUGGCUGACCAACUCUGGGUUCCCGACACCUACUUUAUUAAUGACAAAAAGUCAUUUGUGCAUGGAGUUACAGUGAAAAAUCGAAUGAUUCGUCUGCACCCAGAUGGUACAGUGCUGUACAGCCUGAGAAUCACAACGACAGCAGCAUGUAUGAUGGAUCUGAGGAGGUACCCCUUGGAUGAGCAAAACUGCACACUUGAAAUAGAAAGCUAUGGGUACACAACGGAUGACAUUGAAUUUCAGUGGACAGGUGGUAACUAUGCAGUCACAGGAGUAGAGAAGAUUGAACUGCCGCAGUUUUCCAUUGUCGAACACAAGCUGGUUUCAAAGCGAGCAGUUUUUGCUACAGGUUCUUAUCCAAGACUAUCACUGAGUUUUCGACUGAAAAGAAAUAUUGGCUAUUUCAUCUUGCAAACAUACAUGCCCUCAAUUUUAAUCACAAUUUUGUCCUGGGUGUCCUUCUGGAUCAAUUAUGAUGCUUCUGCUGCAAGAGUUGCAUUAGGAAUCACAACUGUACUUACCAUGACAACUAUCAGCACUCACCUCAGGGAAACCCUUCCCAAGAUCCCCUAUGUUAAGGCUAUUGACAUUUACUUGAUGGGUUGUUUUGUCUUUGUAUUCCUGGCUUUAUUGGAAUAUGCCUUUGUCAACUACAUAUUCUUUGGAAGAGGACCACAGCUUCAGAAGAAAGCAACUCAGAAACCAACACAGCCCCACACGAAAAGCAGACUUGGAACCAACAAAACUCAGGUGGAUGCUCAUGGAAAUAUUCCACUAACAACUCUUGAAAUUCGGAAUGAAGUGAAAGCUUCUGAGGUGUUCACGAAUAUCAAUGAUCCAAGACCGACCAUGUUUUCUUAUGACAAUACCAACAUCCAAUACAGAAGGCCAGCUACCAGCAGAGAUGGCUAUGGUAGAAGCACACUAGAAAGGCACACAAUUCAGAAGAAGGGACGCUUACGGCGACGAACAUCACAACUGAAAAUUAAAAUCCCAGAUUUGGCUGAUGUGAAUGCCAUAGACAGGUGGUCACGGGUGGUCUUUCCUGUUACAUUUGGGUUUUUUAACUUGGUGUACUGGCUGUACUAUGUGCACUAA